UUCUGAGGUCGUCUCAUGUAAAUAAUAUAGCUGAUUUACACCGCAACGUGAAUCCGGUAUGAUAUUUUGUAAUAUUAAUGCUAUUAUUUGGACAUAGAGCGCGACUUUUCACCAUCGACGUGCUCGCUGUCGGCUUGCCAGUUUGCUCCACUUUGCCCUGAUUCCAUAGUGCAUAGCAUUAGCAAUAGCCUCUUAGGUAAGCAGAGGUGACCACGGCUGCGUUCGGACUUGAUUUUGGGGACCUCGCGCCGAAUUGGAAUAAUGGCGAUAUUGACGUGACACGUCAUCUGAAAACGUCCCCGCUAUCGCCAAAAUAAGAGACCCCAGUUGCUGUGAUGCUGCCCUUGUUGCCUAGCAUGCAGCCAUGAGCUCAGUGCUGUGGAGCCAGGAGAAGCCUGGCGGGGGCUUCAGGGAAGACUGGCGCUUCUAUAUGGUGGUGAAGGAGUGCACGGUGGAGAAGCCCCCCCAAAAGACCCUGUGGAUUCCUCGGGGCAGCCUAGGCCAGGCAUGCCAGGAACGUAACAGCAUGGGCCGCACUCUGCCGCCGUGCAAAGGGAAGAAAAGCCUACGCAUUCUGGAUCAGAUCAACGUGGUGCUGAGCCUGGAUGAGCGCGACGUCCUGGAGGUUGACGAAAAACUGGCAGAGCUGCUCUUUCCCAUCACCAACUGUGAGGAACGAUACGCUCUGUUGUGCAACAAGUCACGGCUAGAGCGUGUGCGCGACAUUGACUGCGGCUCAAAGGUGCGUGUCCAGCUGCGCUCUGGGGACGAAUCUCUGCCUGGUGUGGUGCGUUUCAAGGGUUCUCUGAUGCCUGACAGAGCCCUCUCUGGAAUUCUCUUUGGCGUCGAGUUACUGGAGGAGGGUCGAGGCCAGGGCUUCACGGAAGGCUCUUUCCAGGGCCGCCAGCUGUUCCGCUGCGAGGAUGAAUGCGGGGUCUUCGUGGCAUUGGAUAAGCUUGAACUGUGGGAGGAUGAUGAUGAGGAUGAAGAUGACUUGGGUGAGCUGGAUGUAGAUCAUGUCACCCUGGUGGAGGAGGACCAGGACUACCCACCACUGGAGAUAAACUCCAGGGUCCUGGUGCAGACCCGAGAGGGACCUGAAAGAGGCACCAUCAUUUUUUGUGACUUGCUGCCGGGUAACGAGAGCUUGGGUUACUACGUCGGUGUUGACAUGGACAAGCCUAUAGGCGAGUGGGACGGAAUGUUUGAUGGGAAGCUGCUGUGUAACUUUGCCAGUUUGGAGCACACUCGACUUGUCCCCAUCUGUGACGUAAUGCCAGAAUAUUCCAUGCAGGACCAAAGGCUGCAAAAGCACACUUUUGCUCCCAGAGGCAACAGCAACGACAAGUCAUCCUCUGGCCAAAGCAAACCGAAGAGCAAAGGAUUAGCUCACCAGUGUGGCAGUAGGAGCAAGUCUGAGUUUUACUAUACUUUAAAUGGCAGCUCUGUUGACCCACCAGUGCAGUCCAAAUCCAAAAGCACAUGGUACAUUGACGAAGUUGGGGAAGACCCAGCAAAGUCUCUUACUGAAACACCCCCUGACUUCAACGAUUCCCCCCCGCCCGCUAGGGUUCCGCCGGCUGCCUCGUUAGCCAGUGACAACAAGUUCCAUUCGCUACCCUUCAGCCUGAACCGCAAGAGCGGGCCCAUGGACAACAUGAGUCACGGGCCACUUUCUCUAUCCGUCCAGUCGGUAAUGGGGGAGCAGGCCGAGGUACCGUCACCCACCACCCCCUCCUCGCCACGGCCUGCAACACCUACCAGAGGGCAACCCGGUCUGGAGGUGGGCUCCCUGGUGGAAGUGAAGGAAAACCCCCCUCUGUGUGGAGUUAUCCGCUGGGUGGGUCUUCCUCCAGGCUUGCUGGAACCGUUGGCUGGGCUGGAGCUGGAAGAGGAGUGCCCUGGUUGCACUGAUGGCACCUUCAAAGGUACGCGCUACUUCAAUUGCCCCCCUAAGAAGGCCCUCUUUGUGAAGCUCAAGUGCUGCCGGCCAGACUCCCGGUUCCCGUCGCUGCAUCACUCCGCAAACCCCAUCGAACGCUGCAACUCUAUCGCUUUCGGGGGUUACUUAAGCGAAAUCGUACAUGAGAAUACCCCGCCUCGUAGUGAGACAGAUGGCCUAGACGUCAUGGUCGGCAAGAAGAAAGGCAUCCAGGGCCACUACAACUCCUGCUACUUGGAUUCAACCCUCUUCUGUCUCUUUUCCUUCAGCUCUGUACUGGACACAGUUCUGCUUAGGCCACGCUCCAAGACGGACGUGGAGUAUUACAGAGAAACCCAAGAGCUAUUACGCACUGAAAUAGUCAACCCCCUGCGCAUACAUGGGUAUGUGUGUGCCACCAAAGUUAUGAAACUCAGGAGGAUCCUGGAGAAAGUCGAAGCUGCGAGUGGUUUCACUUCUGAAGAAAAAGAUCCUGAAGAGUUCCUCAACAUAUUGUUCCAUCAUAUACUGCGGGUGGACCCUUUGCUCAAACUAAGGUCGGCGGGACAGAAGGUGCAGGACUGCUAUUUUUACCAGAUAUUCAUGGACAAAAAAGAUAAGGUCGGAGUUCCCACCAUCCAGCAGCUCCUGGAGUGGUCUUUCAUCAACAGCGACCUCAAGUUUGCAGAGGCUCCCUCCUGCCUUAUCAUCCAGAUGCCACGCUUUGGCAAGGACUUCAAAAUGUUUAACAAGAUUUUCCCCUCGCUGGAGUUAGACAUCACAGAUCUUCUGGAAGACACUCCCAGGGAAUGUCGUAUCUGCGGAGGCCUGGCCCUCUUCGAGUGCAGAGACUGCUAUGACGACGGUGACAUCACGGCAGGCAAGAUUAAGCAGUUCUGUGAAAAGUGCAAUACGCAGGUCCACCUCCACCCGAGGAGAAAAAGUCAUCGGCACGGCAAGCUGUGCGUCCCCAAGGAGCUGCAAGACGGUGGCGGGCACCAGGGCACGUUCCCACGCCAGACGAUGGAGCUGUUCGCCGUGCUGUGCAUCGAAACCAGUCACUACGUGGCCUUCGUCAAGUAUGGCAGUGCCGCCUCCGCCUGGCUCUUUUUCGACAGCAUGGCCGACCGAGACGGAGGCCAGAACGGCUUCAACAUUCCGCAGGUGUCACCGUGCCCCGAGGUGGAGGCCUACCUGAAGAUGACGCCUGAGGAGCUGCACACGCUUGACCCCAAGAGCAUCCAAGGGCAAGCCCGACGGCUGCUGUGCGACGCCUACAUGUGCAUGUACCAGAGCCCUACUAUGAGCCUGUACAAGUAGCCCCCACACCGACACCUUCCAUCCUCAUCGUCGUUAUGCUCUUCCUUGGGCCGCCAUGCCGUGCCCCUCCCUCUCUGCCUCCCUCCCUCCCUCAGGGUUGUAGACUUCCCAGAAAGACCCACAAUGAAAAAAUAAACUAAAGAAACGCUUGCCAGGGCCUGGUUUGGAGUUAACCCUCUCCACGCCUGUCGAGUUGCGGAGGGAGGUGGGCGUCGGUGGGCUUUAUUUGCACUGUGCUUUUGUUCAAGUGUUGUUGUGUUCUUCACGUCGUCCUACGUAGCUUCUCUGUAUCUCUGUUGAGCCUUUGCAAAGCUCAAGAAGGAUUUCAAAGACUGGCGUGGGUGUGAAAAACAAGUGGGAGGGCCCUUUAACCCUUUAUAGGGCAAUAAAAAAAAAGAAAAAAAGUUAAACACAUCCUCAUACGUGCACAUCAGAGUUUGCAUCAUGUAGGCCAAAAUUUUAACAUUUGAUAUACAAUAUUUCAUAGUAUUUAGCAACUGCCAUCGGUAUAAAAAUUUGGCCUAUUUGAAAAUGUGACGUCGUCAUAUGUGGAUAUUCCUUAUUUUUUUGUUAUUAAUAAUUGUUUACUUAAUCGUUUUAGAAAUAAAAACAUGGUAACACUUUACAAUAAGGGUCCCUUAAAUGACAUUAAUUAUUGCAUUUUUAGACAAUAAAUAAUGUUUAAGUAACAUUACAAUAAUUAAUAUAAUUGCUUAGCUAACAUUUAUUAAUAUAUUAAUUAACAUGAGUUAAUGCAUAACCAGACAGUAACUAAUAGUUUGGUAAAAUUCAAAAUAUAUAUAGGCCUAUAUAGGGUUAGGGUUAGGGUUUGUUAAUUUAAGCAUUUAUAAUUUCUUAGUUAAGGGACACAUGUGCUACACUUUGCAAUAAGGGUCCAAAAAGCAUUCAGUAAUGGUUAAUAAAGGUUAAGAGGGGGGAACUUAAGCAUUUAUAAUUUCUUAGUAAAGGGAUACGUGUGCUACACUUUACAAUAAGGGUCCAAAAAACAUUCAGUAAUGGUUAAUUAAGGUUAAG
Messenger RNA from Corythoichthys intestinalis (scribbled pipefish), 4276 nucleotides. RefSeq names its product cylindromatosis (turban tumor syndrome) (gene cyld). Gene Ontology annotation, cellular component: cytosol. The coding region runs from base 365 to 3241 and encodes 958 amino acids. The record is from RefSeq and is a predicted model, not a curated record. Gene Ontology annotation, molecular function: K63-linked deubiquitinase activity; cysteine-type deubiquitinase activity. Gene Ontology annotation, biological process: necroptotic process; regulation of intrinsic apoptotic signaling pathway; regulation of mitotic cell cycle. Lineage: Eukaryota; Metazoa; Chordata; Actinopteri; Syngnathiformes; Syngnathidae. The transcript has 17 exons.